Messenger RNA from Adineta ricciae, 3639 nucleotides. The record is from the annotation of a GenBank genome assembly. NCBI's taxonomy places the organism in Eukaryota, Metazoa, Rotifera, Eurotatoria, Adinetida, Adinetidae.
AUGCCAUCGUCAUUUUCAUUUUUACGAAAUAGUCGAACUAAUAGUUCAAGUUCAUCAGUGGAACAUGAUUUAAAAAGUGAUCAAAGUGACGACGACGACAGCGAUCACCAUCACCACCACCACCAUGAAGAGUAUCGUCUAAAACGAACAAUACCGAAUGAGAACGAUAUGUUAGAACGACCUUCAGAUCAUGAUGAUGACAGUUGUAGUCAAAGUGACGUUACCGAUAAUAAUGACGAUGCUGAUGAGAAAAACGAUCUUUUAACUUCAACAAACGAUACUCGAUCAGUUUUGUUAACUCGACAAGCAACAUUGUAUGCUGAUGAUUGGCCGAAAAAACGUACUUUGAAUGAGAAUCCAAUGAGAAAAGUGUCAAUUAACGGCGAGGCAACAAUUUUGGACAAUAAACAUCACGAGAAACUCUUUCUAGAUACAAAUUUCGAUCGACCAUUUUCUUCCGAAAGAAGUAAAUCAGGUGGUAUUGUUGAUAAGAAGUACCACUCACAAAGCCUUCAUACACCACUAACAAGUGAUUUUACUACACCUAUUAUACAGCAACUUCAUUCUAAUUCGGAACAAGACAAUAUGAAGAAAACAAUAGUGCCGCGAACUCAAGCCAAACUGAACACGGGUACAUCUUCGAUUCGAACAUCGCUAGUGACUAAAGGGACACAACGUCCCCUCUCAAAAAUUCCUGUUCGAACAAAUUCAUCAUCACAAUCACGAUCGCGCAGUCCAGCACUGAAAGCUGCAUUAGCAGCGGCAGCAAAAACUCGACGUACGACGCAUUCGCCAACAAAUUCCUCGAAAAUACCUGUGCCAGUUUCGACAACAAGCAAAGGUGCGUUUCGUUUCUUUACAUCGGCAGAUCGUACGGGAACAUCGCAAGUCCCUUCGACGACGCCCUCUACGCAAGUUUCGACUAAAGGCAAUACUCAAGUGUCACCAUUCGCUCCAAUAACACAUCGAAAUACAUUUUCACCAGCACGAAAAGCUACAUCUUCGGCGGGGAACACACCAUCGGCAAAACAUCGACAGUCGCAAUUAGCCCUUAGUGACGAUGAUGAAGAAUCGGAUACAAAUCUUUUAAAAGAAGAUGAUUUAAAGUUGAAACUAAAAGAACAAAAACGACACGGAAAGAAAACAGGGGAAUUGCUUAAUAAACUUCAUGAAAAUUACGAGGAAUUAUUAGAAAAGUAUGCUCAAGCAGAGAACACAAUCGAUCAGUUGCGAUUUCAACCGAAAAUUAUAGGCGAUGGUACACCUUCAUCCAAUGCCUCUGAAGGAAUUGUACAUUUCAUUCAACAGCCUAAAGUUAAUAUGGCAUCUGUGAGAACGAGUGGCGUCUAUCAUUCCACAACGGUAACACCACUUUCUUCUAUAAUGCAAGUGCCUUCAUCAUCAACAACUGAAUCAAACCGUACACCGGCCAUGAAAGGUGUCUCACCAGCGAAUUCAGCAGCUGCUGAAUCUGUAUUUUUUGAUGAAACAGUUCCUCAAACAAUCACCAUCCAAGAAUUAACCACACCUGAAACAGUUAAACUCGAUCUACUCAUACAAACUAAAACUUUAGGUGGAAAGAUGAAAUCAUUUCUUACUCUGAUGAAUGCUAAUCAAUUAAGUUUAGCGGAACAGAAACAAGUAUAUGACACGAUUAAGGAUGAUUAUGAGAAAUUAUUAAAGGCCUUUGAUCGGUCGAAGCAAGGCAAUGAUUUUAGUGAUGUCGAUUUCGAUGCAGAUUUGAAUACGGAAUUGGAAAUGAUGAAGCAGUUGUUGAAAGAAAUUGUCAAUCGAAUCACUGAUAAUCUACUUGGUAAAUCAACGAAUGGCAUAGAAACAGAUCGACAAAGUCGUGGAACACAAAGCGAAACACAUUCGAGUCAGGCUUCCGCUCGAUCGUCCUUAUGCAAUCAUACUGAUCUAAUGGAUCAAUAUCAGAAACUACUCAGUGCAGUCAAUGCUGGAAUAUUAGAAAAACAGAAUGAAGCAAGAUUAUCAAAUCUAAGAUUAGAUAACGAAGUCGAACAAACAAAGAAAGAUUCAUCCACGCUGGAUCUUUCGAAUCACAUACCUCCAAUAACAAGAAAUCAGAAACCAUACGUUCAUCAUUCCGCGCAUUCUGACGAUGAUCAACAAAAACAAACAAAGCGAACGACACCUGUUCAAUUCAAAGAAGAGGUUGAGUCAACAUCAUUUGAGCUUAAUUUGCAUUCACCACCAACGAGUCACCGUCGUUCACCGACGGAUCGAAAACCAAUUCAUCGACAUGAACCCACUGCCGCGAAGACAAAGAAAUCCUCAAGCCAACAAAACAUUCAAAACUAUGAUAAUCUAGAGAAUAUCGCGAAGUCUCAGGGAAAGCAUCGAAAACCGACCACUCAUUAUCAGCCCGAGGAUGAGAGGAGUCCCCCAUCUCUUUCGAAUGGUACGGGUGGUGUGCAUUAUUCAACGCGUUCAAUGCGAACACGUACAAGUGAUUAUGAUAGUGGAAUCGGUACAAAUAAUACCACUAAAUUAAGUCGUGAUAGUAAAUUAAAUACAAGUAUGAUUGACGAAAGUCAUUACCAAUCACUCGACGAUGAUCGACGGCGAUAUACCGAUGAAGAACAAGAAACAAUGUCUAGUGUAUCAUCUCGCUCAAGUGCCCCUAACACAGCCAGUCCUGCAAUGUCAUACACUAAAUAUACAAAACGAUUCGACACCUUAUCAUCAGUGAACGAAAGUUACCGACGGCUACACAGUGGACGAUCAGAUCUCUAUCCAUCAGAUAUUGAAACAUUCGCAGCUGAUUCAUUCGAUCGUACACCGCAAACUUCUCCGUUCAAGAGAAAACCUCGCCAAAGUCAUCCAAACAUUCAAUCACAACAAACACGUUUAACACCGUACAAUCGAAGUGUGUCUACUGACAGUAUCAAUUUUCGUCAUUAUCAAAAUAGUUCAUACCGACCGCAAACAGCUCCACACCAUCCAUCAACGAUCGGACAAGAUCCGAAAAUGAGUCGAAAAUAUCAAAGCGGUAUUGUUCACCGGCAAACGAAACCAUUAGCGAACAAUUCAGAAAAAAUGUAUCGAAGUGCUUGUUACAUCGAUGAACCACAUACACAUCGACGGUCACAAGAAAAACUUGAUCAACGUCACAGACACACACCAGCUCCACCACUUCCACCCUCCUCGUCAUCAACAACGGCGACAACAAGAAAACAAUCAAAUAAUCUAUACUUAGAUACACAAACUGGUGUCUUAUAUCGAUAUAUAUCUAACAAAAAUCAACCUUCGACUACAUCAGUUUAUCAACCAACUUCGUCUCAAGUGAAACCAUGUACAAAAUUAUAUGAAUGUGCUGAUUGUGGCUGUAUGACGACAUAUCAUCACCGUCACCAUUUGUCCUCAACGGUUAAAAAAAAUGCGAACGAUAUCGAUGAUCUUGGUUAUGAAAGUGGAAACAGAAGAAUGAAUCGCCAUCGUCAGUAUGCCAAUCGUGUUACAUCUUCCGACAGCGAAUCCGAAGAAAUUUCCAAUAGCUACGAUAUGGCUGCAUUGAAUGAAGCUUAUGAACGAGCAAGAAAAGUUCAACAUCAUUCACAAGCAUUAUCAAGACAUAUUAGUCGACAGUUGAAACUCAUGUUAGCUACUGUUUAA